Molecule: messenger RNA, 1683 nt
Organism: Emys orbicularis (European pond turtle)
Lineage: Eukaryota; Metazoa; Chordata; Testudines; Emydidae
Product: solute carrier family 22 member 6-A-like
Exons: 10
Coding region: 1-1683 (560 amino acids)
Biological process (GO): transmembrane transport
Cellular component (GO): membrane
Molecular function (GO): transmembrane transporter activity
Source: RefSeq, a predicted model, not a curated record
AUGUCUUUCGCCGAAUUCUUACAUCAGGUGGGCGGUAUGGGACGUUUCCAAAUUAUCCACACAAUGUUGCUUACCAUCCCCAUCGUGCUGAUGGCCAGCCACAACCUCCUGCAGAACUUCACUGCCGCCAUCCCAGGGCACCACUGCCAAGUCCAUAUUGAUGCCAACAACACCCGCUACCCUAAUGCCAUCCUGCGCCUGGACUCCCAGGACCUGCUCCGGGUCGCCAUCCCCAUGGACAGGAACCGGCAGCCAGAGAAGUGCCACCGCUUUGUCACCGCUCAGUGGCAGCUCCUAGACCCCAAUGUCACCGAGCCCAAUGGAACUCAGCUGGACACAGAGCCCUGCACGGAGGGAUGGACCUAUGAUAGGAGCAUGUUCACCUCCACCAUCAUUACUGAGUGGGACCUGGUGUGUAACUUGCGGAAGUUCCGGCAGAUGGCUCAGUCAAUCUACAUGGCCGGGGUGCUGCUGGGAGCGCUCGUGCUAGGCGGUCUCUCUGACAGGUUUGGACGCAAGGCAAUGCUGAUCUGGUCCUUUCUGCAGCUGGCUGUGAUGGGAACCUGCACGGCCUUCUCCCCCAGUUACAUCUCCUACUGUAUCUUCCGCUUCCUGGGUGGGAUGGCACUGUCUGGCUUUGGGCUCAGCAUCGCCUGCCUGAUUGUGGAGUGGAUCCCCACUGAGUUCCGCACCAUCACCAUUGCCAUCACAGGAUUCGUCUACACCCUGGGCCAGAUCCUACUGGCGGGCUUGGCAUAUGGCAUCCCAGACUGGCGCUGGCUCCAGCUGACUGUGUCUUUGCCUUUCUUCUUCUUCCUCAUCUAUUCCUGGUGGUUCGCAGAAUCUGCCCGCUGGCUGGUUCUGGCAGGUAAAGCUGACAGAGCAGUGAAGGUGCUCCAAAGGGUCGCCAGAGUGAAUGGGAAACGGGAAGAAGGGGAGAAGAUUACCACAGAGAUCCUAAAAUCCAAAAUGCAGAAGGAACUGUCAACGGUGAAGUCCUCCUACACUAUCUCGGAUCUGGUACGCACGCCCGCCAUACGCCGGAUAUUCUGCUGCCUCUCAAUUGUGUGGUUCUCUACCAGUUUCUCCUAUUACGGGCUGGCCAUGGACCUGCAGAACUUUGGCGUCAGUAUCUACCUGAUCCAGUUGAUUUUUGGAGCUGUCGACUUCCCAGCCAAAGUGGCGGUCACCAUCUCCAUGUCCUACAUUGGGCGCAGGGUCACGCUCUCAGCCUUCCUCCUCCUGGCUGGGCUUGUCAUCAUCGCAAACAUCUUUGUGCCCAGAGAGCUGCAGAUAGUCCGCACAUCACUGGCUGUGAUUGGGAAGGGAUGUCUUUCAGCUGCCUUCAACUGCGUGUUUCUAUUCACAACUGAGCUCUACCCCACACCGAUCAGGCAGACCGGACUGGGCUUUGGCAGCACCAUGGCCCGGGUAGGAGGUAUUGUGGCUCCCUUGGCCAAGAUGUUGGAUGAAUACUUCUCCUUCCUGCCGCCAGUCGUCUACGGUGCUGCCCCAAUCAUCUCUGGCAUUGUGGCCACCUUCCUCCCGGAGACUCUCAACCAACCACUGCCAGACACUGUGGAGGAGGUGGAGAGCAGGUCCCGAAUGAAGAGGGGUGAAGACACCAAAGAGAAGAUUCCCCUUCAGAACCAGGAGAAAGUUCUGCUCAAAGAGACUUGCUGA